Molecule: messenger RNA, 480 nt
Organism: Symbiodinium natans
Lineage: Eukaryota; Dinophyceae; Suessiales; Symbiodiniaceae
Source: the annotation of a GenBank genome assembly
AUGAGGCUGAGGCCCCGGCCAGGCGAUGCAGGCCUCUGCUGGCAUUUCAACACCCCCUCGGGAUGCCGAAAUGGAGAGGACUGCCUCUUUCGACACGAGGCCAUGCAGCCCCUGAAGUUUUUCCAGCACGAGGAUGCCAAUGCCGCUCCCGGGCUACGUCGAGGCCAAGCAAGGCGGGCUCCUUCGGACCUGGUUGAGGAGCCGCGCAGUGCGAGAAGCAUCCUCCACAGGUACUCGGCCUCCAGCAUCGCCAAGGCUGCUGGGCAGGAGGUGCGGAUCAAGGGCCGGCCCCCGCCUUCGGCGGCAGGCCCUUCAGCUCCCCAAUGGCCGGCUUCUGAGGAACAACACUAUGCAGAGGAGGAAGAAGAAGAAGAGGAGGAAGAGGAGUUCGAAAGCGACGUGCUCGUCGCAGCUGUUGAUGCGGAGCUGCCAGAUGCUUCCUGUAUAGAUUCUGUAGCAACGACGGAUCCCUACUUAUAA